UUUAUUAGCACUUACGAUUUCUCUCUUCAACACAGACCAAAACUUGUGUGUAAACUUGAAUCAUGGUUACUCCUGUCGUUCGACGCAUUUCAGAAUGCUUCGUCAAACCGCAUGGUUUAACCCAAGUUACAAACCAAAUAUGCAAUUUAACACCUUGGGAUAUUUCUAUGUUGUCUGUGCACUAUAUCCAAAAGGGUCUUCUCUUCAAGAAGCCUGAAACCCAUGUUGAUGAACACGAUUUCGUGCAAAAUCUGUUGGAGAAGCUCAAACACUCUCUUUCACUCACCCUUUUUUAUUUCUAUCCAUUGUCUGGUCGCCUUGUUACCCACAAAACCCAAAACCCUCCCUCUUAUACUGUUUCUGUUGAUUGCAAAAACAGUGAUGGAGCUAGAUUCAUUCAUGCAACUCUUGAUGUCACCAUAUCUGAACUACUCUCCCCAGUUGACACCCCAUCCAUUUUUCACUCAUUCUUCGACCACCACAAAGCAGUCAACCAUGACGGUCACACCAUGCCGCUGUUGUCCAUCCAAGUCACCGAAUUGAUCGAUGGUGUUUUCAUAGCUUGUUCCAUGAAUCACUCCGUCGGUGAUGGCACUUCGUAUUGGAAUUUCUUCAAUACAUGGUCUCAGAUCUUUGAAGCACAACCUCAAGCCCAAGAAUAUGAUGUUCCCAUUUUGCGCCAACCCAUUCACAAUCGCUGGUUUCCAAAUGAUUGCAGUCCACCAAUCAAUCUUCCUUUCAAACAUCACGACGAGUUUAUCAGGAGGUAUGAAGCGCCCUUGCUGAGAGAGAGAAUCUUCCACUUUUCAGCAGAGUCGAUAGGAAAACUGAAAGCAAAGGCAAACUCAGAGUCCAACAGUAAUACGACGAAAAUCUCUUCGUUCCAGUCAUUAUCAGCACUUGUUUGGAGAUCAAUAAUUCGAGCAUGCUCCCUACCAUAUGAGCAAAAAACACGUUUCGACUUAACUGCAAACAAUCGGUCAAGAAUGGAGCCACCUCUGGCUCAUGAAUACUUUGGAAACUCGGUUGAUAAGUUGAGUGCGGAAACGACAGUUGGGGAAUUACUUGAGAAUGAUCUAGGAUGGGCUGCAGGGAAGUUGCACCUUGCUGUUACAAGGCACAAUGACAGAGAGGUGUUGCAUUUACUCCAAGAGUGGUUACAGACUCCAGUGAUCAAGCACACAAGUCAGCCUUUGGAGCCGUACGUUGUGUUGAUAAGUAGCUCACCAAGGUUCAACAUGUAUGGGAGUGAGUUUGGAAUGGGGAAAGCAGUGGCAGUGAGAAGUGGAUAUGCCAACAAAUUUGAUGGGAAGGUCACAUCAUUUCCAGGUCGUGAAGGAGGGGGAAGCAUCGAUUUGGAAAUCUGCCUUUUACCACAUAUAAUGACCUCUCUUGAAUCAGACAUAGAGUUUAUAAAUGCAGUUUCCUAGUUGUCAUUUCCAAUCCUAUAAAAUAUUCUAAGUCUGUCAAGCAUUUAUUUUUAAAAAAUUAUUAAUAUUAUUGAAAGGA
Molecule: messenger RNA, 1509 nt
Organism: Vigna umbellata (rice bean)
Lineage: Eukaryota; Viridiplantae; Streptophyta; Magnoliopsida; Fabales; Fabaceae
Product: putative acetyltransferase At3g50280
Source: RefSeq, a predicted model, not a curated record